AUGUCAGGGCUUUCUUCAUUAGAAAUUGACGUCUUUGACAGGCACAUUAACGACCUUAUGCAAUGCAAGCCACUUGCGGAACUUGAAAUUAAACUUCUGUGUGAAAAAGCUAAAGAAAUUUUAGCUGAAGAGUCCAAUGUGCAAGCUGUAAAGUGCCCUGUGACUGUGUGUGGGGAUAUUCAUGGGCAAUUCUUUGAUUUGUUAGAAUUGUUUAGAAUUGGUGGGAAAACUCCAGACACAAAUUAUCUGUUUACAGGGGAUUAUGUGGAUAGAGGAUAUUACUCAGUUGAAACUGUAUCGCUAUUGGUUUGUCUUAAGGUCAGGUAUCGUGACCGCAUCACGAUUACUCGCGGAAACCACGAGUCAAGACAAAUUACACAGGUUUAUGGGUUUUAUGACGAGUGUAUGAGAAAGUACGGCAAUGCAGCUGUGUGGAAAUAUUUUACCGAUCUUUUUGAUUAUUUGCCUGUAACAGCGCUGGUUGAAAAUCAAAUUUUCUGUCUUCAUGGAGGGCUAUCUCCUUCUAUUGACACGUUAGACCAUAUCAGACAGUUGGACAGAAUCCAAGAAGUCCCACAUGAAGGGCCUAUGUGUGACUUAUUGUGGUCAGACCCAGACGGAAGAUGUGGCUGGGGCAUUUCUCCUCGUGGAGCUGGGUAUACUUUUGGAAAAGACAUAUCAGAACAAUUCAAUCAUACAAAUAACUUAACUCUAAUUGCCAGAGCCCAUCAACUAGUUCAGCCAGGCUAUGACUGGCAGCACGAGCGUCAUGUUGUAACGAUUUUUUCAGCACCCAAUUAUUGCUAUAGAUGCGGAAACCAAGCCAGUAUCUUAGAAAUUGAUGAAAACUUGAAGUACAAUUUCCUUCAAUUCGACCCAGACCCUAAGCAAAAUGAGCCAAAUCAAGUCAGGAAAACUCCAGAUUAUUUCUUAUAG
Blepharisma stoltei is the source of this 936-nucleotide messenger RNA. Lineage: Eukaryota; Ciliophora; Heterotrichea; Heterotrichida; Blepharismidae. The record is from the annotation of a GenBank genome assembly.